AGGAAGAACGCCUUUUUGUUAGAGGAUAACAUGGUUCCUAUAGUGCACUGUACAACUUGCCUAUUUCAAGUACGUGACACAUCUGGUCAAUGCGUCCUUUAGCAAGUAUUUCAGCAACAUGCAGCACGGUGGUCUUUUUAGCAUUUGGACAUUCAGGAAUUCUAAAAAAAAAAAAAAUUAAUAAAAUAUGGUGUUUGCUUUCAAAUGUUGAAGCCUUUGAAUAUUAUUUUGCAGCCGGAUUGUAGUGUGCCACAAUACUUUGGUAGGGUUUCUUCCGUCACAUCCUGCGCUGUAAAAAGUGUACAGUGGCUUGUAAAAGCGUCAUGUUUUUUUUUUUUGUUUUUUUUUUAAUUCAUGAAUGUUAUGGAAAUAAUAAUGAGGUUAUCGGUGGUUUAGUGCUUUAUAUGGCUGACUUUCUUACACCUGGGGGGUAUUCAAACAUGCAUUGUUCACAAUUGCCUGGCAAUCAGUCACAAAAAAAUAUAUACUUUUUUAUUUUAUUUAUAGGCACCUGUCAUUCAUUUUGUUUAACGACAGAAUUUCAGGUGAUUUCAUUCUUUCCGUCCGUCUCAAAUAGUUUGACUAAUGUUAAACCAUAAUGUUCUAACUGUAUGUUCAAUCUAUGUUGUUUUUUUUUUUUAAACCAACAAUGAAUCGCAGAUCUUGUUGGCAGAUUUGUGAUCCGUGUAUGGCCCCAGUCCUCCCAGCAUUCCUUCCAUUUUUGUCUGCAUGACAUCCAAAAUGCAAUUCCCCCAGUUUUACUGCAAGGAUAUUCCAAUUAAACGUACAAAUUUAGGAAGUACCGGCCAUGCAUUUAAAUGACUUAUGGACUUUAUGGAAUGCAACUCAAGCUCAGUAUUUUAUUAUUGCCGCAAGUGAAAUAUAACAAAGAUAACAGUUGUGUGGUCACAUGUUUCAAAGACUAACCAAGCAUAAUCCAACAAUACAGUAAAGGAGCAAUUGAGCAAUUAAGUUAUAUUCAUUCAAAUAAGGCCGAGGUGUACACGUUGUCAUUUAUUAUUUAUGAUAAUUACAGUAUAUUCUUCUGGACCACUUGUUGAGGCUUCUUGAUACUUGGUGUAUUUCAUCCAUUCAGUGUUGUUGACUAUUAUCAUAAUGGACAAAAAUGAACAAUGGGAAGUUAUGAUACCAAAUUCAUAUUGUGUCUCCUUGAUGUUUCUGCAGGGGUACAACUUCCCCCUCAAAAGCAGACACGACGCGGGUACAGAUUGUGGCACUUUUAGGAAAUGGGAGAUCCCAAUGUGAACCAUGUUAACCCCACGCAUACACUUUAACAAAACACACACUUCAAAGGGAAGUCACGGGCGGGGUGACAAAAAGUGUAAUAUUUUGCAACAUGAGUAUCAUUCCAAUAAAGUUUUACUUCUGAAAUUCUGUUGAAGUUGCGUGGCGUUUCUGAAGUGUCCAUCAUCAUCAUCAUCAUCAUCGUCGUCGUCGUCGUCGUCAUCAUCAUCUUCAAAAGAGCCACCCUCCGCCCAUCUCUUUGCCGUCUCGUUGCCUUCACCACGCGGCCCACACGCACUAAUAUGCACGUGCAACGCGUCAGUCUUUAUGUUUGCACCGUGGACCGGACACAAUGACACAGUGAACAAAGAACCCAGCUUUGAUGCACCAAAAGCGAGACAACUCCACCUUAAAAAGACGUAGCAUCCCAUACCGGAGACACGGGCGCCAUCUUCCGUCCACCUUAAGUGCUCGUUGUGACCACGAACGCCAAAGUCCAAACGGGCUUCCGUAGCCGUUCUCCAGCCGGGGAGUCGCACUCUGCCUCCCAGCGCUGAGACAGCAGCGCCACUUGAGGAACAACAGCCGAACCCCAUCCGCAUUUUCAGGAGAACAUGUCCGGACCCAACAAGUACCGAGAGUGGAUCCUGGAAACAAUCGACUCUCUCCGCUCCAGGAAAGCGCGUCCGGAUCUGGAGAGGAUUUGUCGAAUGGUCCGCAGACGACACGGGUCAGACCCGGACCGAACCAGGGAAGAACUGGAAAAACUGAUCCAGGAGCAGGCUGUGCUUAAAGUUAGCUACAAGGGCUCCAUCUCGUACCGGAACGCGGCCAAGGUGCAGAGGAAGAGCAGAAAGAAGAGUGAAGAGGCGGCGGCGGACCUUCUGAACAACAACAACGGCGACAGCGCGCUCAGCCUCACCGACCAGGAGGACGACUCGGAGCCCGGCGCGGCUCACCAGCCGCCCGUCAAGAAGAAGCACAAGUCUCCCCCGAGCCCGAGUAGCGGAAAUGGGAGCCUCGCAGACAGCGGUGUGGCGGAGGCGGGCUACCCGGUUGGGAGCGGCUGUGAAGAAGAUGAAGAAGCCCGUCCCGGCCACAGAAUAAGCGCGCAUGAUGAACAGCAGCCGGGUCCGUCCGGAGCUGACGCCGCCGAGCAAAGUUGCACAGGAGGAGCCGGCAGACUCGAACACGACAUUCCCAUGUGCCCCAAACCUCCAGCCGGGAGCGGGGGCACCGGCUCCAACUUGGACAUACACGAUCGGCUGCUGGCUUCGGUCCAGAGCCUGCCCGAGAGGAGCCUUCGAGGGGGCCCUGACACCACCACCACCGCCAAAAGAGGCCCCGUGAAACCGCUUGGUCUCAAAGAGAUUCUGGGCUACCUCAGUAGCCAGGAGCGUCUCUCCGAGGAGAAGCUGACCAGGGGCAAAGUCAAAGUGGUCAUGGAGAGAGAGGUGGCCGGAGGCAGGCUGCGCAGGACCCGCUGCGGGAACAUCACUCUUCCUCUGAGGGGAGCGAUGACGACGGAGGCGUCCGCUGUGGGGAGACUUGCAAAGGACGAGAAAAAGGUUCCUCAUCAGGAGAGCGAACCUAUGGAUGUAGUCGAUGAAAAGGGUGUCCAGGAGGACAACGACGAAGAGGAGGAUCCCAGGAGUUCUAAUGAGGAGGGAAGACCAUCCACGAUAGCCAUGGCAGCCAUGACAGCCAUGACAGGUUCCAAACAGGAAGCCACGGAAGAUGGCAAGAGCCAGGGAGCAUCCAAGGAGAAGAUUUCUCAUCAGCAUGAACGGAGUGACAAAGACGGCCCGUCAGUUACGGACCCCCUCGCUAUGACUGGGUGUUCGCCUCCGACUCGAUGCAACGCUGCACAUGUGGAACAGACACCUGCCACACCUGAUCAGAUUGGUCAGAUCAAGAACACCCACUCGGGCUUUAAUGGUGUUGAGUGUGAGACCGAAGUGGGCGUGUCAUCCUGCCUCCUCACACCCACCGCCUCCCCGAGAGACAGCGGCUUGUCUGAAGAGCAAGGGAUGAACGGUGGAGUUACCAACGGAGACUUUAUUAAGCUGCAAGGGGCCAGUGGGAGUCCUGUGGACUGGACCGUGUCUGAUGUGGUCACUUAUUUUACUACUGCUGGUUUUCCUGAGCAGGCCGCCGCCUUUAAGACACAGGAAAUCGAUGGGAAGUCUCUUCUCCUCAUGCAGCGUAAUGACGUUUUGACUGGCCUGUCAAUCCGACUUGGCCCCGCCCUCAAGAUCUACGAGCGCCAUGUAAAGGUUUUGCAGAAAACACACUUUGAGGAUGACGACUGUACAUGAAUAGACAUGUUAUGUGUCGGUCGACUAUUUCCAACGAUAUGUACGAAACAUUGAUAUUUAAUUGCAACGCGGCACACAACCUCACACUUAAACACAAGCUUCCUCCUGGAAUGAGUGACAGCACACAAAAAAUUGAUUUUCUGCCAAUUUGAACACAGAUGAUUGAGAAGUACAGUGGAACCUUGGUUAGCAUCUGACGUUAACCAAAUUAAAAACAGGUUUUUAUUGGGGUUUGUUUUUUUUUGGUUGGUUGUUUUACAAUUUAAAAUGACUUCUACCUUCACUGAAGAUGUGAUUCCUGGUGAGACCGGGACACAGGAAGUUGGUUGUGGUGCUUGAUCUCGCUUCCACAUUGAGUCUUUGCAUGUGAAACUACAAUUGUAAAACUAUAUAAACGUGUUUUGUUUAGCUAGCUAAAAGCCUGCUAACAAGGAAGGUCGUUUUGUGAUCAAAAUACAUACAAAAGAAUGCAGAUGGAUUCAUGCAGUGUGUUAACAACACGACAAGACGAGCGCCAUAUUGUACACUAAAUGGAGAAUGCAUGCAAUGUUGUGGUAUACAUUUUGGACGUUAAUCGAAAAACAUGCUAACCAGGGUAGACUGAGGUUCCACAAUAUUUUCUUUUCACAAUGACACCAGGAUUUCUCCACCAGUCGUGUUCAAAGAACGUUAUCAGAAGGUCUGCAUUUACAAAGAGAGUGUAUUGUUGUGGUUUGCCAUGGUGUAGAACUGCACUGUACUGUACUGAAAGGUAGUACCCUGCCCCAACAUUGUCACUUGCAAUUCGAUAUUUGAUGUGUACAUGAUGAUGUUAUAUGUAAUGUCUUGCGGACAUAAACAUGAUCAAGGGCUUUAUUGAUGGCGUUUAUUUGGUGGCGUGCAUUGACCUUUGUAGAUGCUCCUCAAGGUUAAGGUUAACUGCCACCAUAAAUUAGUCAGGUGAGCGGUUGUACCCCCAAUUAUAUGUCCGCCAUGUCUCAAAUAUAUCAGUACAUACCUGUACUGCAGUCAAUACUGUGUUAAAUCUGCUGGGUUUUGGUGCAGUAGGUGUUAAGGUCACUUGUCAGCUAUGUUUAUCGUCUUUUUGUGACAUUAUUUAGUGGCAAAAUGUGUCCGAUGAUAAACUGGCUAGUCCUAGCCAGUCCAGGAUGUAGCUCUCCGCAACCCUGAACAGAAUAAAUAAGCAGUAUGGAAGAUGGAUGGCAAACUAUCAGUGCAGUACAACCAUUUUUUUUAUAAAUACAGUCCCUAACCGUGUCAACCAAAACUCAGCAUUGUUGUUUUUGUAAAGAUACAUGAUGCAUUAAGAUUAUUCAAGUUUCUCUAAUCCAGGGGUGGGCAAACUACGGCCCGGGGGCCACAUGCGGCCCGCCAAGUGUUUGAAUACGGCCCAAAGUAUUUCAUUGAAACUUAAUAUACAACCUGGCAUUAUGGUACAACCUUGGUACACCAUGGUACAAGUACAUAUAGCUGAUUGCACUACAUUUUUACAGAUACAAUAAUUCCAGGUGGACUGUUACGUGUAGAAUAUAUAGUAUGCCCCCCCCCCCGUCAAUUUUGUUAAAUCAAUGCGGCCCGCGAGUCAAAAAGUUUGCCCACCCCUGCUCUAAUCUUAUGUUUAACGGAAUUAUGAUUCUCAACAUACUGAGAAAAAGAUGCGAUGCAUCCCAUAAGGUCAUUUUAAGGUCAUUUUUUCCCCUUGCGUCAAUUACAUCUCGAACAUAAUCACAAUGUUGUAAACAGACAUACAACUGAAGAUGGAAGACCAAGCGAGUGUUAAGUGGAUUUACCGGAGUAAAUAUGUAAAUAUAUCCAUUUUUUUUGUCCACGAAAAUUGACAAAGAAUGAUGUAAAUUAAUUUCAAGUCGUUCCACUGCGGUCAUGCAAGCAGCACAACUGCCACAUGUAUCAUUCCUUCUUCUUCCAGCAGUAAACAGUCCCAAGUUGUACAGUUUUACUCAAAUGGGUGUCGUUUAUAGCUGUGAUUUUUGGGUUCCAUUUUGUGAAUUUUUCCAGUGUGUUCUCCCAGCAUCACUACCUCUUUUCUUUCAUCUCACUGUUCUCUAUACAACGUCCAAGUGCACAUUUUCAUAAUGCAAUUAUGCAUUAGUCUCUGUUUGAGUCUCAUGUUAGGGCUGUACAGUCACACUUUGACCUCUUUGCUUGUUAUUUGCUAACAUUUAGUAAUAAAAACAUAAAUAAACGAUGAUGAUCUGUCUCCGCUGAAUUUGAGUGUGUAUGUCAGUGAAUUAGAAUAACUCAUUGGGUGGAUAUCAGUGAAUAAGAAUAGUAUUUUUAAAAGUUUACUGUGCCACAAAUUGAUGCUAGGUCCCUGGAAGUCUGCUUUUUUUUUUGCAGAAAAAGGAAUGCAUUCUGAAAUACAACCUGAGUUGUGGAUACCAACAUUUUGUUAUGUUCUGGUUAAACUAGCAUAUUCA
Doryrhamphus excisus (bluestripe pipefish) is the source of this 6001-nucleotide messenger RNA. It is a transcript of the gene samd1b, whose product is annotated as sterile alpha motif domain containing 1b. Gene Ontology annotation, molecular function: chromatin binding; histone binding; DNA binding. The record is from RefSeq and is a predicted model, not a curated record. Gene Ontology annotation, cellular component: nucleus. Gene Ontology annotation, biological process: negative regulation of DNA-templated transcription. Lineage: Eukaryota; Metazoa; Chordata; Actinopteri; Syngnathiformes; Syngnathidae.